This is a messenger RNA of Symbiodinium natans, 813 nucleotides long. Lineage: Eukaryota; Dinophyceae; Suessiales; Symbiodiniaceae. The record is from the annotation of a GenBank genome assembly.
AUGUUGGAUCCCCAGCUCGAGGAGUUCCUCACAAAGGCUUUUCAGAAGCACUUCCUCUUGAAGUCGGUGCCAGAAGUGGAGUGCAAGGCACUAAGUCUCUCCAUGAAGGUCAAGCAUGCUGUCCCUCAGGAGGUCAUCGUGGGACAGGGUGAAACCGUGGAGUCUGUGUACUUCAUCAGGCAAGCCGACUUCUGUCCAGGAUCACGUAGCCUCAAAGCUUCUACAAUCGCUUUACCUACAGAUGCGGGCGCAGUUCUUCAGACUAGGGACUGUGACCAGGUAUGGGAGUUUCCAGAUGGUGCAGGACAACGUCUGUCUGAGCAAUGUUCUUGGGCAGGGAUCUUGGGUGUGCCAACUCUGGGAAUCAAUGGAGGGCAGACUAUAACUACGCCGCGGCUCAGGCCCGGCGAUUCCUUCGGGGAGCUUGCCUUGCUGUACAGUAUCCCUUCAUCUGCCCAGCGCCAAGUGCGGGAGCUGUCCAGCUUCACCGGAUUCUGUGCAGUGUCGCUUUCGAUUGCAGUCUUCAAGUCUUCAAUAUCUUUUUCUGGAAUCACUUGUGCCAAGACCACGAUUGUCGCCACAGAGAAUGGCGAACUCUGGAAGAUGGACUUCUGCUUGGAUGAUGUUUUCCUAAUUUUCCCUACAUGUUCCUACUUUCUACAUUUGGGAGUGGCUUUCUUCGGGCGAAAGAAUGAAGGCAGGAAAGAGGCCCCUACAGAGAAAGACACAAAGAAAGAUCACGUGCAUGGAAUAAGAACAAAGAAAAUGUACUCGAGGUGGGACUCGAACCCGCAAUGGCGCCUUAUCCAUUAG